Messenger RNA from Yarrowia lipolytica CLIB122, 6801 nucleotides. RefSeq lists its product as uncharacterized. Gene Ontology annotation, biological process: fatty acid biosynthetic process. NCBI's taxonomy places the organism in Eukaryota, Fungi, Ascomycota, Dipodascomycetes, Dipodascales. The record is from RefSeq and is a predicted model, not a curated record. Gene Ontology annotation, molecular function: ATP binding; acetyl-CoA carboxylase activity; metal ion binding. Gene Ontology annotation, cellular component: mitochondrion.
AUGCGACUGCAAUUGAGGACACUAACACGUCGGUUUUUCAGUAUGGCUUCAGGAUCUUCAACGCCAGAUGUGGCUCCCUUGGUGGACCCCAACAUUCACAAAGGUCUCGCCUCUCAUUUCUUUGGACUCAAUUCUGUCCACACAGCCAAGCCCUCAAAAGUCAAGGAGUUUGUGGCUUCUCACGGAGGUCAUACAGUUAUCAACAAGGUCCUCAUCGCUAACAACGGUAUUGCCGCAGUAAAGGAGAUCCGUUCAGUACGAAAAUGGGCCUACGAGACCUUUGGCGACGAGCGAGCAAUCUCGUUCACCGUCAUGGCCACCCCCGAAGAUCUCGCUGCCAACGCCGACUACAUUAGAAUGGCCGAUCAGUACGUCGAGGUGCCCGGAGGAACCAACAACAACAACUACGCCAACGUCGAGCUGAUUGUCGACGUGGCUGAGCGAUUCGGCGUCGAUGCCGUGUGGGCCGGAUGGGGCCAUGCCAGUGAAAAUCCCCUGCUCCCCGAGUCGCUAGCGGCCUCUCCCCGCAAGAUUGUCUUCAUCGGCCCUCCCGGAGCUGCCAUGAGAUCUCUGGGAGACAAAAUUUCUUCUACCAUUGUGGCCCAGCACGCAAAGGUCCCGUGUAUCCCGUGGUCUGGAACCGGAGUGGACGAGGUUGUGGUUGACAAGAGCACCAACCUCGUGUCCGUGUCCGAGGAGGUGUACACCAAGGGCUGCACCACCGGUCCCAAGCAGGGUCUGGAGAAGGCUAAGCAGAUUGGAUUCCCCGUGAUGAUCAAGGCUUCCGAGGGAGGAGGAGGAAAGGGUAUUCGAAAGGUUGAGCGAGAGGAGGACUUCGAGGCUGCUUACCACCAGGUCGAGGGAGAGAUCCCCGGCUCGCCCAUCUUCAUUAUGCAGCUUGCAGGCAAUGCCCGGCAUUUGGAGGUGCAGCUUCUGGCUGAUCAGUACGGCAACAAUAUUUCACUGUUUGGUCGAGAUUGUUCGGUUCAGCGACGGCAUCAAAAGAUUAUUGAGGAGGCUCCUGUGACUGUGGCUGGCCAGCAGACCUUCACUGCCAUGGAGAAGGCUGCCGUGCGACUCGGUAAGCUUGUCGGAUAUGUCUCUGCAGGUACCGUUGAAUAUCUGUAUUCCCAUGAGGACGACAAGUUCUACUUCUUGGAGCUGAAUCCUCGUCUUCAGGUCGAACAUCCUACCACCGAGAUGGUCACCGGUGUCAACCUGCCCGCUGCCCAGCUUCAGAUCGCCAUGGGUAUCCCCCUCGAUCGAAUCAAGGACAUUCGUCUCUUUUACGGUGUUAACCCUCACACCACCACUCCAAUUGAUUUCGACUUCUCGGGCGAGGAUGCUGAUAAGACACAGCGACGUCCCGUCCCCCGAGGUCACACCACUGCUUGCCGAAUCACAUCCGAGGACCCUGGAGAGGGUUUCAAGCCCUCCGGAGGUACUAUGCACGAGCUCAACUUCCGAUCCUCGUCCAACGUGUGGGGUUACUUCUCCGUUGGUAACCAGGGAGGUAUCCAUUCGUUCUCGGAUUCGCAGUUUGGUCACAUCUUCGCCUUCGGUGAGAACCGAAGUGCGUCUCGAAAGCACAUGGUUGUUGCUUUGAAGGAACUAUCUAUUCGAGGUGACUUCCGAACCACCGUCGAGUACCUCAUCAAGCUGCUGGAGACACCGGACUUCGAGGACAACACCAUCACCACCGGCUGGCUGGAUGAGCUUAUCUCCAACAAGCUGACUGCCGAGCGACCCGACUCGUUCCUCGCUGUUGUUUGUGGUGCUGCUACCAAGGCCCAUCGAGCUUCCGAGGACUCUAUUGCCACCUACAUGGCUUCGCUAGAGAAGGGCCAGGUCCCUGCUCGAGACAUUCUCAAGACCCUUUUCCCCGUUGACUUCAUCUACGAGGGCCAGCGGUACAAGUUCACCGCCACCCGGUCGUCUGAGGACUCUUACACGCUGUUCAUCAACGGUUCUCGAUGCGACAUUGGAGUUAGACCUCUUUCUGACGGUGGUAUUCUGUGUCUUGUAGGUGGGAGAUCCCACAAUGUCUACUGGAAGGAGGAGGUUGGAGCCACGCGACUGUCUGUUGACUCCAAGACCUGCCUUCUCGAGGUGGAGAACGACCCCACUCAGCUUCGAUCUCCCUCUCCCGGUAAGCUGGUUAAGUUCCUGGUCGAGAACGGCGACCACGUGCGAGCCAACCAGCCCUAUGCCGAGAUUGAGGUCAUGAAGAUGUACAUGACUCUCACUGCUCAGGAGGACGGUAUUGUCCAGCUGAUGAAGCAGCCCGGUUCCACCAUCGAGGCUGGCGACAUCCUCGGUAUCUUGGCCCUUGAUGAUCCUUCCAAGGUCAAGCAUGCCAAGCCCUUUGAGGGCCAGCUUCCCGAGCUUGGACCCCCCACUCUCAGCGGUAACAAGCCUCAUCAGCGAUACGAGCACUGCCAGAACGUGCUCCAUAACAUUCUGCUUGGUUUCGAUAACCAGGUGGUGAUGAAGUCCACUCUUCAGGAGAUGGUUGGUCUGCUCCGAAACCCUGAGCUUCCUUAUCUCCAGUGGGCUCAUCAGGUGUCUUCUCUGCACACCCGAAUGAGCGCCAAGCUGGAUGCUACUCUUGCUGGUCUCAUUGACAAGGCCAAGCAGCGAGGUGGCGAGUUUCCUGCCAAGCAGCUUCUGCGAGCCCUUGAGAAGGAGGCGAGCUCUGGCGAGGUCGAUGCGCUCUUCCAGCAAACUCUUGCUCCUCUGUUUGACCUUGCUCGAGAGUACCAGGACGGUCUUGCUAUCCACGAGCUUCAGGUUGCUGCAGGCCUUCUGCAGGCCUACUACGACUCUGAGGCCCGGUUCUGCGGACCCAACGUACGUGACGAGGAUGUCAUUCUCAAGCUUCGAGAGGAGAACCGAGAUUCUCUUCGAAAGGUUGUGAUGGCCCAGCUGUCUCAUUCUCGAGUCGGAGCCAAGAACAACCUUGUGCUGGCCCUUCUCGAUGAAUACAAGGUGGCCGACCAGGCUGGCACCGACUCUCCUGCCUCCAACGUGCACGUUGCAAAGUACUUGCGACCUGUGCUGCGAAAGAUUGUGGAGCUGGAAUCUCGAGCUUCUGCCAAGGUAUCUCUGAAAGCCCGAGAGAUUCUCAUCCAGUGCGCUCUGCCCUCUCUAAAGGAGCGAACUGACCAGCUUGAGCACAUUCUGCGAUCUUCUGUCGUCGAGUCUCGAUACGGAGAGGUUGGUCUGGAGCACCGAACUCCCCGAGCCGAUAUUCUCAAGGAGGUUGUCGACUCCAAGUACAUUGUCUUUGAUGUGCUUGCCCAGUUCUUUGCCCACGAUGAUCCCUGGAUCGUCCUUGCUGCCCUGGAGCUGUACAUCCGACGAGCUUGCAAGGCCUACUCCAUCCUGGACAUCAACUACCACCAGGACUCGGACCUGCCUCCCGUCAUCUCGUGGCGAUUUAGACUGCCUACCAUGUCGUCUGCUUUGUACAACUCAGUAGUGUCUUCUGGCUCCAAAACCCCCACUUCCCCCUCGGUGUCUCGAGCUGAUUCCGUCUCCGACUUUUCGUACACCGUUGAGCGAGACUCUGCUCCCGCUCGAACCGGAGCGAUUGUUGCCGUGCCUCAUCUGGAUGAUCUGGAGGAUGCUCUGACUCGUGUUCUGGAGAACCUGCCCAAACGGGGCGCUGGUCUUGCCAUCUCUGUUGGUGCUAGCAACAAGAGUGCCGCUGCUUCUGCUCGUGACGCUGCUGCUGCUGCCGCUUCAUCCGUUGACACUGGCCUGUCCAACAUUUGCAACGUUAUGAUUGGUCGGGUUGAUGAGUCUGAUGACGACGACACUCUGAUUGCCCGAAUCUCCCAGGUCAUUGAGGACUUUAAGGAGGACUUUGAGGCCUGUUCUCUGCGACGAAUCACCUUCUCCUUCGGCAACUCCCGAGGUACUUAUCCCAAGUAUUUCACGUUCCGAGGCCCCGCAUACGAGGAGGACCCCACUAUCCGACACAUUGAGCCUGCUCUGGCCUUCCAGCUGGAGCUCGCCCGUCUGUCCAACUUCGACAUCAAGCCUGUCCACACCGACAACCGAAACAUCCACGUGUACGAGGCUACUGGCAAGAACGCUGCUUCCGACAAGCGGUUCUUCACCCGAGGUAUCGUACGACCUGGUCGUCUUCGAGAGAACAUCCCCACCUCGGAGUAUCUCAUUUCCGAGGCUGACCGGCUCAUGAGCGAUAUUUUGGACGCUCUAGAGGUGAUUGGAACCACCAACUCGGAUCUCAACCACAUUUUCAUCAACUUCUCAGCCGUCUUUGCUCUGAAGCCCGAGGAGGUUGAAGCUGCCUUUGGCGGUUUCCUGGAGCGAUUUGGCCGACGUCUGUGGCGACUUCGAGUCACCGGUGCCGAGAUCCGAAUGAUGGUAUCCGACCCCGAAACUGGCUCUGCUUUCCCUCUGCGAGCAAUGAUCAACAACGUCUCUGGUUACGUUGUGCAGUCUGAGCUGUACGCUGAGGCCAAGAACGACAAGGGCCAGUGGAUUUUCAAGUCUCUGGGCAAGCCCGGCUCCAUGCACAUGCGGUCUAUCAACACUCCCUACCCCACCAAGGAGUGGCUGCAGCCCAAGCGGUACAAGGCCCAUCUGAUGGGUACCACCUACUGCUAUGACUUCCCCGAGCUGUUCCGACAGUCCAUUGAGUCGGACUGGAAGAAGUAUGACGGCAAGGCUCCCGACGAUCUCAUGACUUGCAACGAGCUGAUUCUCGAUGAGGACUCUGGCGAGCUGCAGGAGGUGAACCGAGAGCCCGGCGCCAACAACGUCGGUAUGGUUGCGUGGAAGUUUGAGGCCAAGACCCCCGAGUACCCUCGAGGCCGAUCUUUCAUCGUGGUGGCCAACGAUAUCACCUUCCAGAUUGGUUCGUUUGGCCCUGCUGAGGACCAGUUCUUCUUCAAGGUGACGGAGCUGGCUCGAAAGCUCGGUAUUCCUCGAAUCUAUCUGUCUGCCAACUCUGGUGCUCGAAUCGGCAUUGCUGACGAGCUCGUUGGCAAGUACAAGGUUGCGUGGAACGACGAGACUGACCCCUCCAAGGGCUUCAAGUACCUUUACUUCACCCCUGAGUCUCUUGCCACCCUCAAGCCCGACACUGUUGUCACCACUGAGAUUGAGGAGGAGGGUCCCAACGGCGUGGAGAAGCGUCAUGUGAUCGACUACAUUGUCGGAGAGAAGGACGGUCUCGGAGUCGAGUGUCUGCGGGGCUCUGGUCUCAUUGCAGGCGCCACUUCUCGAGCCUACAAGGAUAUCUUCACUCUCACUCUUGUCACCUGUCGAUCCGUUGGUAUCGGUGCUUACCUUGUUCGUCUUGGUCAACGAGCCAUCCAGAUUGAGGGCCAGCCCAUCAUUCUCACUGGUGCCCCCGCCAUCAACAAGCUGCUUGGUCGAGAGGUCUACUCUUCCAACUUGCAGCUUGGUGGUACUCAGAUCAUGUACAACAACGGUGUGUCUCAUCUGACUGCCCGAGAUGAUCUCAACGGUGUCCACAAGAUCAUGCAGUGGCUGUCAUACAUCCCUGCUUCUCGAGGUCUUCCAGUGCCUGUUCUCCCUCACAAGACCGAUGUGUGGGAUCGAGACGUGACGUUCCAGCCUGUCCGAGGCGAGCAGUACGAUGUUAGAUGGCUUAUUUCUGGCCGAACUCUCGAGGAUGGUGCUUUCGAGUCUGGUCUCUUUGACAAGGACUCUUUCCAGGAGACUCUGUCUGGCUGGGCCAAGGGUGUUGUUGUUGGUCGAGCUCGUCUUGGCGGCAUUCCCUUCGGUGUCAUUGGUGUCGAGACUGCGACCGUCGACAAUACUACCCCUGCCGAUCCCGCCAACCCGGACUCUAUUGAGAUGAGCACCUCUGAAGCCGGCCAGGUUUGGUACCCCAACUCGGCCUUCAAGACCUCUCAGGCCAUCAACGACUUCAACCAUGGUGAGGCGCUUCCUCUCAUGAUUCUUGCUAACUGGCGAGGCUUUUCUGGUGGUCAGCGAGACAUGUACAAUGAGGUUCUCAAGUACGGAUCUUUCAUUGUUGAUGCUCUGGUUGACUACAAGCAGCCCAUCAUGGUGUACAUCCCUCCCACCGGUGAGCUGCGAGGUGGUUCUUGGGUUGUGGUUGACCCCACCAUCAACUCGGACAUGAUGGAGAUGUACGCUGACGUCGAGUCUCGAGGUGGUGUGCUGGAGCCCGAGGGAAUGGUCGGUAUCAAGUACCGACGAGACAAGCUACUGGACACCAUGGCUCGUCUGGAUCCCGAGUACUCCUCUCUCAAGAAGCAGCUUGAGGAGUCUCCCGAUUCUGAGGAGCUCAAGGUCAAGCUCAGCGUGCGAGAGAAGUCUCUCAUGCCCAUCUACCAGCAGAUCUCCGUGCAGUUUGCCGACUUGCAUGACCGAGCUGGCCGAAUGGAGGCCAAGGGUGUCAUUCGUGAGGCUCUUGUGUGGAAGGAUGCUCGUCGAUUCUUCUUCUGGCGAAUCCGACGACGAUUAGUCGAGGAGUACCUCAUUACCAAGAUCAAUAGCAUUCUGCCCUCUUGCACUCGGCUUGAGUGUCUGGCUCGAAUCAAGUCGUGGAAGCCUGCCACUCUUGAUCAGGGCUCUGACCGGGGUGUUGCCGAGUGGUUUGACGAGAACUCUGAUGCCGUCUCUGCUCGACUCAGCGAGCUCAAGAAGGACGCUUCUGCCCAGUCGUUUGCUUCUCAACUGAGAAAGGACCGACAGGGUACUCUCCAGGGCAUGAAGCAGGCUCUCGCUUCUCUUUCUGAGGCUGAGCGGGCUGAGCUGCUCAAGGGGUUGUGA